This is a messenger RNA of Entamoeba histolytica HM-1:IMSS, 342 nucleotides long. RefSeq lists its product as uncharacterized. Gene Ontology annotation, cellular component: extracellular region. NCBI's taxonomy places the organism in Eukaryota, Evosea, Mastigamoebida, Endamoebidae. Gene Ontology annotation, molecular function: oligosaccharide binding. The transcript has a single exon. The record is from RefSeq and is a predicted model, not a curated record. The coding region runs from base 1 to 342 and encodes 113 amino acids.
AUGUACAUUGAAAAUCUUAUCAAAGAUUAUACUUCUAAGAAUGAAAACCUUAAAAGUAUGACAUCUAUUUCUAUUGACUUAUCUGGAUAUAAGUUCUGUCUAAACCAACCUCGUUCUUCAAUUAAUGUUACAUCCUUCCAAACUAUGCUUCAUAAUACUACUAAUUCAACUUGGAUAGAAGAAUGUCAAGAACAUAGUUUUACAGAUUCAAAUAAUUGUGAAAUUAUGUUUCCUACUAUUGAAUAUAUUGAGAAAAGAAUAAACUUAGCAAUUCAAGAAGGUAUAGAUAUUACUUUAUGUCAUAUAGAAGCAGCACAUCCUAAUGUCUUUGAACUUUUUUAA